This is a messenger RNA of Ictidomys tridecemlineatus (thirteen-lined ground squirrel), 1079 nucleotides long. RefSeq names its product protein phosphatase 3 regulatory subunit B, beta (gene Ppp3r2). The record is from RefSeq and is a predicted model, not a curated record. NCBI's taxonomy places the organism in Eukaryota, Metazoa, Chordata, Mammalia, Rodentia, Sciuridae. Gene Ontology annotation, molecular function: calcium ion binding.
AGAAAUAGGGCUGACAAUGGAAACCUACAAGAGGUUUGAUAGAAGAGAGGGGUAGGGUAGCCCAGCCCUCCAUGCAUCUAUCUGCCUGCUGGGCAUCCCCUAGCUGCGCCCUCCUCUCCCCCUCCAAAGUCCCUCUUCUCCUUCUUCCUCUCCUCACCGACCCCCACUCUUCUCUGCCCUGCUCCUAUCGCUGCCCAUUUUCUGGUUUCCACGGGGCAGUCACGAGCCCCGACCCUGCCGGUCCUGAGACUCAACGGUCCCAGCGCGCCCACAGCACCAGCUCCUUCCUCGGACCCUGCGAGCCGCCACUCCGCGUCCGCAAUGGGAAACGAGGCCAGUUACCCAAAGGAGAUGUGCAGCCACUUCGAACCCGAAGAAAUUAAAAGGCUGGGCAGGAGUUUCAAGAAGCUGGACUUUGACAAGUCGGGCGCUCUGAGUGUGAAUGAGUUCAUGUCGCUGCCCGAGCUGCAGCAGAACCCAUUGGUGAAGCGGGUGAUCGACAUCUUCGACACCGACGGCAAUGGAGAAGUGGACUUCACGGAAUUCAUCCGGGGGACCUCCCAGUUCAGCGUCAAAGGGGACGAGGAGCAGAAGUUGAUGUUCGCGUUCAGGAUCUACGACGUGGAUAAAGAUGGUUACAUCUCCAACGGGGAGCUCUUCCAGGUGCUGAAGAUGAUGGUGGGCAACAACCUCAAGGACUGGCAGCUACAGCAGCUCGUGGACAAAACCAUCAUCAUCAUGGAUAAGGACGGCGAUGGGAAGUUAUCCUUUGAGGAAUUCAGUGCUGUGGUCAGAGACCUGGAAGUCCACAAGAAGUUGAUAGUGACUGUGUGAGCCUGUUUUCAAAGAACAUGGCCCAAACAACUUUGCCCAAAGCUUUCUUCUUUCUUACAAGAUCUGUUCCAGGCAUCCAUCAAUUGUCUCUCUGACUUAACCCAGAAGUAUUUCUCUUUGUGGAAGCGACAUUUUCUAACAUGUGCUUCAUCACCAAUUCAGUGUUAUUAAUUCUUAUCUCAGUGGUUCAGGGUAUCACCCCAAAUGGGGAAAGAGCAAGAUGAAGCAUCAAAGUGGGAAAAGGG